This is a messenger RNA of Durio zibethinus, 2064 nucleotides long. RefSeq names its product D-xylose-proton symporter-like 3, chloroplastic. Lineage: Eukaryota; Viridiplantae; Streptophyta; Magnoliopsida; Malvales; Malvaceae. Gene Ontology annotation, cellular component: membrane. Gene Ontology annotation, molecular function: D-glucose transmembrane transporter activity. The record is from RefSeq and is a predicted model, not a curated record. Gene Ontology annotation, biological process: D-glucose transmembrane transport.
CCAACCGUCAGAUUUUUCUUUGUUUUUCGUUGUUCUCUGAUCUUUUCUCCAAUGGCUUGCAGUGCCACUUCUCAACCUUUGCUGAACUUCGAACUCUCACACUCACAUCAACCAAAGAAACCACUCUCUCUCAAUUUCUGUUCCUUCACUAUUAAGCCAAGACUUUCUCCAAAUCCCUUUUCAUCUCAAGCCAAAGCUUACACCAAGAUUGACAUUUUUUCAAGUCCAUCACUGUUUUCUAGUCGGAAACCCAGAUCCCAUGUUGCUGCUCAGAGUGAUUAUUCCUCAGGGGAAGACGCUGAGGCACUUGUACCUGACUCAGCUUACCAAGAGCCAUUUUCUUGGUCUUCAGUCAUUUUGCCAUUUUUGUUCCCAGCUCUGGGAGGGUUAUUAUUUGGGUAUGACAUUGGUGCCACCUCUGGUGCUACAAUCUCUUUGCAGUCACCUGAGCUUAGUGGCACUACUUGGUUCAACCUUUCAGCUGUUCAGCUUGGUCUAGUGGUCAGUGGCUCCCUUUAUGGGGCCCUUCUUGGUUCCCUCCUUGUCUAUCCAAUAGCUGAUUUCCUUGGAAGGAGGAGGGAACUCAUCAUUGCUGCUCUACUGUAUGUGCUUGGCGGUGUGCUGACUGCUUAUGCCCCAGGCCUAAUUGUUCUCUUAGUAGGACGACUACUUUAUGGCCUGGGUAUUGGAUUAGCAAUGCACGGGGCUCCGCUCUACAUAGCAGAAACUUGCCCAUCUCAGAUACGUGGUACACUAAUAUCUCUAAAGGAGCUAUUAAUAGUUCUGGGAAUUUUGUUGGGAUAUUUUGUGGGAAGCUUCCAAAUUAAUGCCGUUGGGGGGUGGCGAUACAUGUAUGGUUUUAGUGCCCCAAUUGCCUUACUUAUGGGAUUAGGCAUGUGGAAUCUGCCACCAUCACCACGGUGGUUACUUCUCAGAGUGGUUCAAGGUAAAGGAUCUUUACAAGAAUACAAAGAGAAGGCCAUCCUUGCCCUAAGCAAACUACGGGGUCGGGCUCCUGGUGAUGAAGCAUCUGAGAAGCAAAUAGAAGAUACUCUAAUCACAGUGAAGUCUGCCAAUAUGGAUCAGGAAUCUGAAGGAAAUAUCUUGGAGGCAUUUCAGGGGCCAAGUUUGAAAGCCUUCAUAAUUGGUGGAGGUUUAGUCCUUUUUCAACAGAUAACUGGCCAACCGAGUGUUCUGUAUUAUGCUGGUCCAAUUCUACAGAGUGCUGGAUUCUCUGCGGCUGCUGACGCUACCCGCCUUUCUGUUCUAGUAGGUUUGUUCAAGUUACUAAUGACUUGGAUAGCUGUUGUAAAAGUUGAUGAUCUUGGUAGAAGACCUUUGCUGAUUGGUGGUGUUGGUGGGAUUGCUCUUUCCUUGUUUCUGCUUUCCGCUUAUUACAAAUUUCUUGGAGAACUCCCUUUUGUUGCUGUAGCUGCUCUACUUCUCUAUGUUGGUUGCUAUCAGAUAUCAUUUGGGCCUAUCAGUUGGCUAAUGGUGUCUGAAAUUUUCCCACUACGCACAAGAGGGAAAGGGAUUAGUCUUGCAGUUCUCACUAACUUCGGCUCAAAUGCUAUUGUUACCUUUGCAUUCUCACCAUUGAAGGAGUUGCUAGGAGCUGAAAAUCUCUUCCUCCUUUUUGGUGCUAUUGCUCUGUUAUCCCUUUUGUUUGUAGUACUCUACGUCCCAGAGACUAAAGGUUUGAGCUUGGAAGAAAUUGAAUCCAAUAUCUUGAAGUGAAAGCUCAGCAGUGCCUACUAUCAUCAUAAUUUCAGUGAAAACCGAAUAAACAACCCUUAGUUUUCUGAAGUUGUUUCUCAGGACAGCAUUAGAUGGUUUUCCAUUUAAUUAUAGCCAUGGAAAACACAAAAUUUGUAGAAAUGAAUAAAUUUGAGUUGAACUUGAGAAGAUGUAUUGAAUUGUAAUGGGAAUGGAUAGAAUGCGUGACCAACUUGCUGCUUGAAGGUUUUAGUUAACUCCAAGAGACCACAGAGAUGGACUUUUAGCUGGCUCCAUGGAAGCCAUUAUAGAUGAAUUUGGUUUUAUUUUGAGCCAAGACUAAUGAAA